This is a messenger RNA of Melanotaenia boesemani (Boeseman's rainbowfish), 3072 nucleotides long. Its product is annotated as probable ribonuclease ZC3H12C. Gene Ontology annotation, molecular function: mRNA binding; RNA endonuclease activity; metal ion binding. Bases 170 to 3007 code for a protein of 945 amino acids. Gene Ontology annotation, cellular component: cytoplasmic ribonucleoprotein granule; nucleus. NCBI's taxonomy places the organism in Eukaryota, Metazoa, Chordata, Actinopteri, Atheriniformes, Melanotaeniidae. The record is from RefSeq and is a predicted model, not a curated record. The transcript has 6 exons.
CAUCCGAGCCGGAUGUUUUGCGUCGCCAGUCCAUGAUGAGAAGAUUUAGUCAUUUUGAAAUAAAAACUCGUCGUGCAGCUGCAGCGGUGGCCCUGAGCAGGCACUAAUGAGUCUAGCUUCAUGAGAGGGCCGCGCUCAGCCCGGUGUGCUGGAUGUCUGUGACAGACCCAUGGGCCAGAAGGACCAUGUGGAGGCAGGAGCAGGCCACAUCCUUGACCUGGAGCUGGAUUUGGAGUAUCUCCACAUAGUGGGGGCUGACCGGCAGGCUGGCGGCGGUGACAAACCCCCUGCUAUGGAGGGGCUGGGGGACAGCCCCGACAACAACACCGCAGCCAGUUCCCCUCCACUGGCACUGCCAGAGGAAAACGCUGGGUCCAAUGAAGAAUCCGAAUUUGCGCCGUCUUCCGGUUCUACCCUCGCUGCAGACUCGGAUGGAGGAGAAAGCGCAUCCACUCACAGUAAGAACACCCACCAGCCGCUGUGUCGAACCCCAUGUGUGGACUUAGGCACUGAGGGGCCUCCUGAGCCCCCAUCUGAACUUUCAACAGAGCCCAAACCUGACACGCCUGCCCAGUCCUCGUGUGAGCCCCCACCUGAUGAGCCUUCACCCAAUCCCCCCACAUCAGAGCUGGUGCCUGAGGCAGAAGGGAAAGCGUACCAGGCCAAGCUAGAAUUCGCACUGAAACUGGGCUACUCUGAGGAGACUGUGCGACUAGUGCUGUCCAAGCUUGGCCCCGACACACUUAUCAAUGACAUACUGGGAGAGCUAGUCAAACUGGGGACCAAGUCUGACAGUGAGCCACCUACUGGAAUAUUAACCUCUACCUCAUCCUCUUCUUCUUCUUCAUCUUCUUGCGUUUGCUCUGACUUGCUCGACACCCAGCGGUCAGACUCACCUUGUCCUUCGGAUUCUGUAUGCGACCAGGACAACCUGCGGCCAAUUGUGGUGGACGGCAGUAAUGUAGCCAUGAGCCAUGGCAACAAGGAGGUGUUUUCCUGCCAGGGCAUCCAGCUGGCUGUAGAUUGGUUUCUAGAACGUGGUCAUCAGAACAUCACAGUUUUUGUGCCUGCAUGGAGGAAAGAGCAGUCUCGCCCUGACGCUCCUAUAACAGAUCAAGAGAUCUUACGUCGUCUCGAGAAAGAAAAAAUCCUGGUCUUCACUCCGUCACGGCGCGUCCAAGGUCGACGUGUGGUUUGUUAUGACGACCGCUUCAUUGUCAAGCUGGCAUAUGAGUCAGACGGCAUCAUUGUUUCCAAUGACAACUACAGAGACCUGGCUAAUGAGAAGCCUGAGUGGAAGAAGUUUAUAGACGAGCGCCUGCUCAUGUAUUCUUUUGUCAAUGACAAAUUCAUGCCGCCAGAUGACCCUCUUGGUCGUCACGGUCCCAGCUUAGACAACUUCCUGAGGAAAAGGCCUGUCAUCCCUGAACAGAAGAAGCAGCCCUGCCCAUAUGGAAAGAAGUGCACUUACGGUCACAAGUGUAAGUACUACCACCCUGAAAGAGGGGCUCAGCCUCAGCGUGCUGUGGCUGACGAGCUGCGUGCCAGUGCAAAGACCUGUGUUGCCUCCAAGAACCAAGGGGAUGCUGGACUUGUGAAGAGCCACAGUGUACCAGCUGGCAGCAUUGAGGCCAAAAAAGGUGCCCCGAAAAGGCAGUCUGACCCGAGCAUCCGAGCUCUAUCGUACAGUGAUGCUGAGGAGAAGCUGUUGGCCAAAAGCAGGGCAGAGGGCCAGAAGAGCAGCCUGUGUGGCAGCAGCAGUAACAGCUCCAGCGGGAGUUUGACUAUGUCCCCAGCCCCAGGAGGUCCUCCGUCUGGUCUAAACCAUCCACAGGACCAACAGCCCAGAGCAGUGACCCAUCUACCAGCCCCCAGCCAUGACCUCUACCCUCACUGUGAGUCUCCAGACUUGAGCUACUACUCGGUAACGCGUGCCUACUCUGGCUUGAGCCUCUCGUCUCGAAGGAGCCCAGACUGCCGCUACCCCAACGAUACAGACUUGCGGCUCGGCUCGCUGGGCUCAGCGGGCUCCGAAUGCGGCAGCGAAAGCAGCGCCAGUUGUGGUAGCAGCUGCGACUCUUACAGUGAGAGGUCUUGUCCUGGAUGCCCCCCAGAUCCUUUAACUGAAGACAGCAUCCAUUUUGCUAAUCCCCACAGCCGCCUCUACUCCCAUGUCACAUCAAACCAUGAACUAUGUGGUCUUCACCCUGCUGAAUACACACAGAGUCACACAUCUAAACAAGGAGUACACUCUUACCACCUGAAUGCAGCGUGUGGACAGGGCUGUGCUCAUGAUCAGCCUCCAAUAGAGGCCCCCCUGAAACGGCCCCUCUACCCUCUACCCCCUCAUCUCCAACACCAACCCUUGGCUGCACGCUCCAGCUGCCCAGGAGACUACCACUCUCUACCCCAGUCCAACCCUCACCCCCCUGGUUCUCCUCUCGGCCGGUGCCUGGCCCCCACUCGAGCUGAAAGUGUGUCCGACUCGCAUCUUUAUGAGCAUCUCUCCACAUCGCACCAUCACCACCGGCUCAAAGCUUUACCCAGCUGGGACACUUAUUACAGGCAGCCGCCGUUGCCGCCGUCUAGGUACGAGCCGUCUACCUACCAGAGUCUGCCAGACACACGCCAAUCGUCCUGGCACACCUCUGUGUGGCCGCAAGACGGUUACACUCAGCAUCACUCCUCUCACCCAGCUCUCCACCCUUCCCCAACACAUUACCUAAGCCACCCACCACCUCCAUCCCACUCCCCUCACCCACCUUAUCCACCUCACAGCUCUCAUCUUGCAGUCCCCCCCCAUGGACCUCCACCCUAUGUGCCGCCUCACCCAGAAUCCCCCGUGCACAGUCGCUAUGGGGACAUGAGGGAGAAAGUGUACAUCAACCUGUGCAACAUCUUUCCCUCAGAGCUGGUGAGCCGGGUGAUGGCCAGGAGCCCCCACAUUACAGACCCCCAGCAGCUUGCAGCUGCCAUCCUUUCAGAGAAAGCCCAAACAGGAUACUGAGGAAUGAAGAGAAAUGUAGCCUCCAGUUAUAAAACAGACCAUGAAAAUCAGUAUUUUUCUUUUGA